Molecule: messenger RNA, 674 nt
Organism: Aspergillus ruber CBS 135680
Lineage: Eukaryota; Fungi; Ascomycota; Eurotiomycetes; Eurotiales; Aspergillaceae
Gene: lcl2
Product: protein lcl2
Exons: 2
Coding region: 38-421 (127 amino acids)
Source: RefSeq, a predicted model, not a curated record
AACACUUCUAUUACUCUACAGGAUAUAUAUUGAUUCAAUGCUUCCCAAUCUAGUUAAGGCCCUCUGGGCUUUUCUACUGCUGGCGUCUGUCGCUCAGGCCCAGUUCCAGUUCUUCGAGCACAUGUUUGGCGGCGGAGGCGGCGGCGGCCAGCGACAGGCUCGCCAGCAAGCAGAACCUCAUGAUGGCCCUAGUGAUCCUUCGUGGUAUCAGAAUGAGUGGGAAAGUGCACGCUGCUCCAAAUACCUAUGCCCCGAUACUCUUGCCUGCGUCCACUUCCCACACCAUUGUCCGUGUCCGCACCCAGAUGUUGAAGAGAAGAUUGAAUUGGGCGAGGGAAGUGCGGUUUGCGUUUCAAAGGGAGGAUACAAGGCUGGCGAAGCGGCGCGGAAGAUCGAGCUGGCUCGGAAGGGUCUUCUAUAAGGUGGACAAUUAUUGAGGUGCAUUUGGUUGUGUGUGGUAUAUUCAUAAGAGUUUUAGUUAUAUCUGUCUUGAAAUGAAAACAUUGUCGUGGGUUGGUUUGCGUUGGUAUCUGUUGGGAUAGGUGUGCUUUAUGCCAAAAUGCACCAUAUUGGUAAAUAUAAAUUGUGCAUUAUAUGAGCUGCUCACUUAGUUCAUUUUGCUGUUAUAGUUCAAAUUGAACGUAUUCUCUGGUGUACGGAAUAGAAUAGACAAG